AUGAUUAAAUCUACUUUGCUAUAUCGAGAAGAUGGGUUGCCAUUAUGUACAUCUGUAGACGAUGAUUCUGAUCCAUCAUUGGGAGAACAAAAGAAGAGAAUUAAGAUGUUGUUAUCUAGAAUGACACCACAAUCAGCAACAGAAGCAUCCAUUGAAAGUGGGAAUUAUGAGAUUCAUUAUAUAAAUGCUGCUUCAGUUUUAUAUUUUGUGAUUUGUGAACGUGGAUAUCCAAGAAAUUUGGCAUUUUCUUAUCUAAGUGAUGUUCAGCAAGAAUUUCAACAUUCAUAUUACAAUGAGUAUAUGAAACCAAAUAUUAGACCAUAUGCCUUUGUAAGUUUUGAUAAUUUCUUAAACAAGACAAAGAAAGCAUAUGCUGAUAAAAAAGUCCAAGAUAAUUUAGAUCAAUUGAAUCAAGAAUUAGUUGGUGUUAAACAAAUUAUGUCGAAGAAUAUUGAAGAUUUAUUGUACAGAGGUGAUUCAUUGGAUAAAAUGAGCGAUAUGAGUGCAACAUUAAAGGAAAGUUCUAAAAAAUACAGAAAAUCAGCUCAAAAGAUUAACUUGGAAUUAUUAAUCAGUCAGUAUGCACCAAUUGCCAUGCUUGGGUUUUUAUUCGUCUUCUUGAUUUGGUGGGUAUUUUUAAGGUAG
Molecule: messenger RNA, 645 nt
Organism: Vanderwaltozyma polyspora DSM 70294
Lineage: Eukaryota; Fungi; Ascomycota; Saccharomycetes; Saccharomycetales; Saccharomycetaceae
Gene: SEC22
Product: SNAP receptor SEC22
Exons: 1
Coding region: 1-645 (214 amino acids)
Biological process (GO): vesicle fusion with Golgi apparatus; retrograde vesicle-mediated transport, Golgi to endoplasmic reticulum; endoplasmic reticulum to Golgi vesicle-mediated transport
Cellular component (GO): Golgi membrane; endoplasmic reticulum membrane; endoplasmic reticulum-Golgi intermediate compartment
Molecular function (GO): SNAP receptor activity
Source: RefSeq, a predicted model, not a curated record